ACAAACAAACUGGAAAACUAUACAAAAUAAUAAUAUUUUUUAAUUAAAUAAAAGUAUGAUUACGGAUGAAUUAGUGGUAGGACACUAACACAUUAUCCACUUAUAAAAUUCAAAUUCAAUUUCGGUUUGAAGUGUGUUUCGUGUCCUAAGGAAAGAAAACCAACUUUUCCAACAUCCUUUAUGAUCAUGUUGUUUGACAAUUUCUGCGCUAGGCAUUUGUAUUAUAUUCCAUUUGCCAUUUUCCAACUCUGUAUUCUAUUUCUCACCCAAUUUUAAAAAACAAAAAAAGAGAAGCAGAGAGAAUAAAGCUUUACCCAUAAUGCGCCGUCGCCGACCGCCUUUGCCGUACAGCCUCUCUCCUCAGCUCCUCCGCCGCGAACAGAAUUCUCCGACGAUUCAGCUGAUUUCGAGUUCCGAAUUGGAAAAUUUUGAUUCGUAUGUGUAAAACGAAAAUGGCAGCGAACGCUUCCGAACCCACACGGACGCGUCCGAGGAGGGACUCGGCCCCGCCCAGUCGGCCGCCGCGAACUCGGUCCGCGUCGACGAGCGCCACCACGAUGAGUUCGACUUCCACAGUGACCGGCGCGUCUACAUCUUCGUCGGUUGCCAGCCGGACCUCCCUCGCCAGUCUCCGGGAAUCGUUGCCGGAGAAUCCUCACAUCUACGACGUCGCCGAGAUCCGCGCCGCCACCAACAAUUUCCUCGCCCGCCGCCUCUCUUCCUCCUCCUCCACGGCGUCGUGGCGCUGCCAUCUGCGCGGGAAAGAGGCGGUGGUGUUCCAGAGGAAGUUCAGGCGGAGAAUCGCCAUGGAUGAGCUCAGGGAUCGUCUAUCCGUCAUCUGCCGGAGUCACCACGGGAGCAUCGUCAACCUCCUCGGCGCCUCUGUAUCCGGCUCUCGCGGCGGUGGAGGUGGAGGCGAUCACAUCUACCUAGUGUACGAGUACGUCCAUGGAGCAACCCUCGCCGAGUGCCUCAGAAACCCUAGGAACCCUAAUUUCACUGUACUCUCAAGCUGGACCUCGCGGAUCCGAAUCGCCGCCGAUCUAGCCCACGGCCUUGAUUACAUCCACAACAAGACCGGGUUGAAGAUCCGAAACCUAGUCCACAACCACAUCAAGAGCUCUGCUGUCAUCGUGACGGAGCCAGACUUCAACUCAAAAAUCUGCCACUUCGGCACCGCCCAGCUGUGUGGCGAAACCGACGAAAUGUCUCCGGAGACAGACGAAUCGCAGAAGUUCAAGCGAUCGGACAGCAGAGCGCUCAGAUUCGAAGGAGUGAGAGGAUACAUGUCACCGGAAUUUCAAUUGACGGGGAUCGCGACGCAGAAAUCGGACGUCUACGCCUUCGGAGUGACGAUGCUCGAGCUCCUCUCCGGCGAAGAGCCUCUGAAGUACAGGCUCAACAAGUCCACCGGGAACUUCGAGCGGACGUCGGUGAUAGAGACGGCGGCGGAAGCGAUCAACGGUGAAGACGGCGAGAGAGAGGGGAGGCUGAGAAGGUGGAUGGAUCGAAGGCUGGGGGACUCGUUUCCGGUGGCGGUGGUGGAGAAGCUGACGAGAUUGGCAUUGGAGUGCGUGGAGGAAUCGCCGGAUCAUAGGCCGGAGAUGGGAAGAGUCGCCGGAAAAAUUUCGAAGCUGUAUUUGGAAUCAGAGAAAUGGUCGGCAAAGAUGAAACCGCCGGUGGAUUUCACCGUGUCGUUGGCUCCCAGAUGAUAUGGCGCGCGGCUUCCUUAUUUUAAUUUAAUAAUUGGAGUGAAUUUUCCUAAUUAUAAUUUCAGUUGUAAUUAAUUUAUUAUGGAGUUCCUUUAUUUUGUAGGUUUCUGAUUCUUAGAAAUAAAAAAUAAUCCUGUAGUUGCGUCAGAGAA
Messenger RNA from Tarenaya hassleriana, 1864 nucleotides. RefSeq names its product lysM domain receptor-like kinase 3. Gene Ontology annotation, molecular function: protein kinase activity; ATP binding. The record is from RefSeq and is a predicted model, not a curated record. Gene Ontology annotation, biological process: protein phosphorylation. The transcript has a single exon. Lineage: Eukaryota; Viridiplantae; Streptophyta; Magnoliopsida; Brassicales; Cleomaceae. Bases 438 to 1712 code for a protein of 424 amino acids.